Messenger RNA from Lentinula edodes (shiitake mushroom), 2303 nucleotides. Its product is annotated as cytochrome P450. Lineage: Eukaryota; Fungi; Basidiomycota; Agaricomycetes; Agaricales; Omphalotaceae. The record is from RefSeq and is a predicted model, not a curated record. Gene Ontology annotation, molecular function: iron ion binding; monooxygenase activity; oxidoreductase activity, acting on paired donors, with incorporation or reduction of molecular oxygen. The transcript has 13 exons. Bases 432 to 2084 code for a protein of 550 amino acids.
UCUGUACCGUACUUUGAGUUCCCCGCUCGUGUGGUACCAAGCUCCUGCUUCUGGUUAAAUUACACCUCUGGUAAGGCUAGUCAGUAGCCCCCAGUGCCCUCUUAUACUCAAGCCUAGUGCCAAGCGCUCUUGAGGUCAAGAUUCUUCCGUCUUUUGUCUUCCCUCCCGCGCGUAGCUGUGAUCUAAACACUAGAGAAGAUCCCUCAAGCUGGGCCUUGUUAAUAAUAUCAACCAGGACUAAGCACUUCUACCUUCUACCUGAUGCUGAUUCAUCUAAAUCCAUCUUCCUCGCAUCGAGAUAACACUUUUCUCGUUGCCACUGUUGGCUGCGAGCAUCACGGUCACAAAUGCUACAUAGAUAGAAGUUGGAAGAUUCCGGCAUCCACAAAUCGUUCACUGGUACUAUGUAAUAUCGAACCAUCGACCUAGUCAUGUGUAUCAUUCAUCCUCAUUCACAAUCUCAAGAAAGCAAUUGGGCUUCCCUUGCUCCAAGUUCCCUAUAUUCCCUCCUUGAGACGCAACCUUGUCUGGGUGUGCACAAAAUGGCAUACGCCCUUACCGCCGCCGCCGCCACUAUUUUUGCUCUCCCAAUUCUCCUCCUUCUUCACUCACUCUGGAAACCUUCUCGACUGUAUCCUCUUCCUCCAGGUCCGAAGAAGCUUCCGAUAGUCGAGAACAUGUUUGAUAUACCGACUGGAGCAUGUAUCUGGCUAAAGUAUGCUGAGAUGUGCCAGAAAUAUAAGUCGGACAUCAUCCAUCUGAGCGCGCUCGGGAACUCGAUCGUUGUAUUGAAUUCUGCAAAGAUGGUUAGCGAUCUAUUAGACAAUCGAGGUUCAAUAUACUCAAGUAGACCUCCUGCAAUAAUGCUGGGAGAGCUUAUGGGGUGGGGGACCUCGGCUGUCUUCAGGCCCAAUGAUGAUUUGUGGAAGGCACAGAGGAAGAUUCUAAAUCAAGCUCUCCCCCCUACUGAUCCACAGAAAUUCCACCAAAAGGAACUGAGUGCAACGCAUGAUCUGAUUCGCGUUCUUCCGUAUACAGAUAAUGUUAUGCAAAGUUUACAAACAUGGGCUGCGGCGUUCAUCAUGGAUAUCACAUAUGGUCUCAAAGACGAGGAAGCAGAACCAUAUCUCCCCAUGGGCAUGGCAGCAGUCAAAUCAAUGGGCAUCGGGGGAACGCCUGGUGCAUUCUAUGUUGAUCAAAUUCCUAUAUUAAAAUAUAUCCCCGAAUGGUUCCCCGGAGCAGACUUUCAGCGUAAAGCAAGAGAGUGGUCCGACUUGCGUAUGAACAUGACUGAAAGUAUUUUCAACGUCACCAAAGAGAAAGUGGCAAUGGGAAUCGCCGCGCCGUCCCUGACCUCGUUUGCCCUUGAGGAGAUGGAUCACAAGCAGGAUUUGGCGAGCCAGGAAGAUUUGAUCAAAAUAACUGCAAUCACGGCUUUUUCAGGUGGCGCAGAUACUCCUGUCUCCGUAUUAGGAGAGUUCAUCCUGGCGAUGCUCAGGAACCCGGAAGUUCAAGCCAAAGCUCAUAGUGAGCUUGAGCGAGUUCUUGGACCAGGAAAUCUACCGAGCCUCAACGAUGUGGGAUCGCUCCCGUAUAUCACGGCAGUUGUUCGAGAGACGCUGCGGUACAGUCCUGUCACUCCGCUCGCAUUUCCGCAUGAACUCAUCGAAGAUGACAUAUAUGCGGGAUAUCUCCUUCCCAAGGGGUCUAUCGUUUUGGCGAAUGUUUGGUCCAUUCUCCAUAAUGAAGAGGACUAUCCCGAACCGCACUUAUUCAACCCUUCACGGUUCCUCGAUUCCAAUGGGCAAAUUGACCCCGCAAUCAAAGAUCCAGCUACGCCAGUUUUUGGGUUCGGAAGACGUGUCUGCCCUGGAAAACACAUUGCCCUUGAUCUGUUGUGGAUUGCUAUUGCUUCGAUCCUAACUUCAUUCUCAAUUGAGCCAGGAUCCGACUACGAGGAUGAGACCUUCGUCAAGCCUAACUUAAAAUCCAAGUCGUCUGAGUCUGGACCGACGACCAUGCUAAGCCACCCACGUCCGUUCAAGUGCCGCUUUAUUCCUCGUUCAAAGGAGAAGUAUCUCUAGGUCUUGGUAGUAAUUACCCUGUAAGUACGACGUCAAUCCUAGGUUAACCUACAAGCUAGUUUGAGGUUUGGAUGUUUUCUUGAAUGCUUGUCGAUGUCUAGUAAUGGUCACGGUCCCGCAUCCCUAGUCCCUAAGAAUAGUUGACAAUAUAGAUUAUCCUUUCCAGCAAUCAUGCCUCUCUGGAGCGGAUUUACGACUGUCAGAACAACUUUACCAACC